UCCCAGCGAGAGAAGAAAAGAAGCGAAGACGAAACCCUGAACAUCCCCGCGAACAUUUCGAAGAGCCUAGGCCAACCCUAGUGGGUGCACAUAUCAGUGAUUGGGUGGGUUACGCCCCUAUUUCCCAGGUGUAUCAUGUCUGACAACGCUGACCGGGAGUUUGAGGCCGCCAUGGAUUUCCAACCCGACCCUUGGGCCUUACAAUCCAUCCUAACUUCGGCCGGAUUAGCCUCCGGCACGCUUCAACCCCAAUUCAAAGCUGGGCCUGUGUCUCAUUCCGGUUUGACUCCAGCGGGUAAGUUGCCCAAGCACUACAAGAUCGUCCAGCAACGCUUCGACUGCUUCCAAGCGCCCCAAGGGCACGUCUUCUUUCGACCCAAAACGCCCAACAGUCGCACCAAACCCCCCGGGCUGCAGGGGGCGAGUGCUGGGUCGCGGCAACGAGCUUGGGAUCGAGGAGUGGCCCUUUCGGGGCGACCCAAGCGAGUAGAACCCACGCCAGCGCCCUUGGCUCCUCAAACAGAGAACAAAAGUCGACCAGGUUGGCCCCUGAAUCGAGUCCCGGUCUAUUUGUCCAGCAUUUCCGAGAGGAAAACGCUCCUCCCGCCCGGCAUCGAAAUAAACGGGGUCAAGCGGGAAUCGCUGGCACGAAAAGCUUUGGACUUUGGGGGCCCAGUUCAGGCAGGUCCGGCGGAGAAGGAGAAUAAUGAUCCCAGUUCCGCCGAUCGGAUUCGACUUCGCGAGAGUAUUUUGGCUCUACCGCGUCCCAGUCUGAGUGGCUGGCUCCGGGCUAGUUUAACCCCGGCUGAGUUGGAUCGUAUGUUUGAGGAUGAUUCUACCGAAUCCUUUGAAGCUUGGGAGAAGCGACUCAAGACCCCCAAAAAGGCUCUGGUUCCCUCGACCAUGGCUAAUAAGGCUAAGACAAAUCCUACCCAGGCUCACCUGGCUAACACUAGCCCUGCCCAAAGCUCGGAGGUCGAUUUGGUACGGUCACCUGACCCGACCGGAUUCUUGGCACGGUUAGCCGCGGAAAUGGACCCUACUGCUUGCCCCACAUUUCCUUUAACGCCCGUUUCUGCCUCUGAAUCCAAGCUAUCAUCCCCGAGACCUUCGCCUCUCUCCAAGUUGGACCCGCCUUCAGUUGAUGAGGACUCAACUUGUGCCCUCGAGGUCGAGGUCACACUGGAAAACCAGGUGUCGGCUGAGUCGAACUUGGCCUCGCCGGGACCACCCUCGCCGGUUUUUGAGAUUGUUUAUGAAGGGCCUGAACUGCCCCCCACCUUAGAGAGCAAACUUGAGCGUUCCAAGAGCUUGGGAGAUGUUUCCGUUGUUCUAGCUCGUGAUGGAGAUGCUAUUUCGGAUGGAGCCGAACACCGCUCGCCGAUGAAGACUGCUUUGAGUGAGAGUGAUUUGACUGAGGCCCGGUCCACCCAAGAUUUAUUGCUCGAGGCAUUGCAAGCCCAUCAAGAUUUCAUGGCUGAACAAGAUCUCAUUCAAAAUCAAAUCAACGCCUUAAUGAGUCAGGCCCAAACUCGUCGAUCCGAGUUCCGGGGCCUGUGGGGGGUUAGUCCCCGCAGCAUCUCGCAACUUCGCUCCGUGAAGACUGUCCUGGGCCACCAUAAGGUCCAGUUCUCGCGUACCACAGAUCCAAUCAGUCCUGAUGCCACCUCUUCUUCCACAGCCAAGGCCACGGAGGAAAGCGACUUGGUGUUUUCUCCCCAAUUAGAGCCUUUGGAACGGGUCUUUGGUGACUUGGAACGCGAUCUGGAUCAGGACGAGGAUCAAACCAUGUCCUUCGAAGAUAUGGAUAUCACUCCUUGCCGUGGUUUGAUGGUUCGGAACAAGAAAUCGGUUCAUUUUGCGGCCACCACGCCCAUUCGUCAUGUCAUAACCCCCUCACCCUCGCCAAAACAAGUCAAAGUGAGUGUCCCACUAAUGAUGGGACGAAGGACGAUGGACCACGAAGGCCACAAGUCUACAUCAUUCUUGUUUACCCCUAUGCCGAAAUACGGCAAAACCAUGAGCCGGUCCGUAAUGGAAGGAGCGGGGGACGAAGACGAGGACUCGCUCAAGAUCCACAUGAACACGCCCAUGGCCUUGGAGAGCCUUUCCCAAAAGGUUCAAGCGGAAUUGGCCUUGCUCUACGAGGACGAAACGAAAAAGGAUUUUGUAGACGCGCGCGAAAAUCUCGACUUCGACGAGUAGCCGUUUGCGUUGUCUGUGAGCAAGAUCUUGAUCCAUUAAUGAAAAUAAAGACGAUCGUUAUAUUUUUCUUUAA
Messenger RNA from Tigriopus californicus, 2278 nucleotides. RefSeq lists its product as uncharacterized. The record is from RefSeq and is a predicted model, not a curated record. The transcript has a single exon. The coding region runs from base 136 to 2205 and encodes 689 amino acids. NCBI's taxonomy places the organism in Eukaryota, Metazoa, Arthropoda, Copepoda, Harpacticoida, Harpacticidae.